AUGCAAACCGAACAACAAAUAAAACCAUUUUAUGUAUACAACAUAUUAUUAGCAUUGCAAGGAGCACUCGAUGAAAAAACUUUCAAGAAGGUACAAAGUUCAGCAAUAGAGAUUUUUCAAUCUGGAAUUUCAAAUUUGAUCAUGGAAUCUUAUAUGCUCUUGUUUAACCGUAAGGUCAUUGACUACAUUCAAUCCAGUGGCUUUAAGGUAGAAAAUCUAAGAACUCAAAUAAUUGCAACAAUUCUUAAAUUUAUUCCGCCGAAUUUUAAGAUUGAGAAUGCGGAAUUAGGGAAAAGAUUCAAAAUUUGCUUAAUUGAGGAACUUUUAAUGCAUUACGAGAAACAAAAUUUCGUAAAAUGUGAAACUCCUUUUGAAUUGCUUUCAUAUAUAGAUAUAAACAUAGACACAAAUACAUUAAACCAAAGAUACAACAGACUUAAGCCUUUGAUUAUGGCUUCAAAUCCAUGUACAGAUGAAAAUGCAAAUUUAUUAUUUGAAAAAGUGGUUUUAUUAAACCAAGAAAUACUAAAUCGAUCUGAACCACAGUAUCUUAACCGUUGCUAUUAUACAUUAUCAAAAAUUCUAUUAUAUUUCAAUAAUGAUAAUAAAUCAACCGAUAGAAACAAACAAUUGUCAGAAUCUGUAUCUCCAUUGAUUUCAAGAUCCUUUUAUUUGUAUGAUUCCAAAAUUUUGACAGAUUUUAUUUUUAAUAUUUUUAUUAAUGAAUCAAAGCAUUAUUUAUUAGUAGAUGAAAUCAGUAACUUUCCAUUUGAUCUUAAUCAAAUCUCUGUUUUGGAUUAUAACAAGAUUUUCCCUGCAUUUAUUUCAAGUAUCAAAUGGAACAAAGUUUAUUCAUUAAAAGAAUCACAAACUGGCGAGAUUAUUACUGUAUCUGAUGAAUUAAUACUUAUUUUGGUAGACUUCCUUGUUAAUUUGCUUUUUAAUUGCGAAAUUGACCAAAUUGAUAUCAUUCUUUCAAAUUUCAAAAUUUUGAAUUAUUUUUCUGACAAAAUUUCAGCAACUGUUGAAAUCAUUGACAAAAUCAUUGAAGGAAAUGAUUUAGAUCAAAACUACAAUAUCUUUAGGAUUUUUGGAUUAAUUUCAUAUGCAUUUAAUAUUCAAGGAUUUUCUGAUAUAGAAACAAUUGAUUUAAAUGGAAUUAUUUCAAAAACAUUUGACGUAAGUAAAGAAAUGAACGAUUAUUAUAAAUGGCAAAUGUUCUUUUCAUGGCUAGAAACAAUUAGUAAGUACAAAACUUUAGAUGUUUACACUGAUAUCAUUAUCUUCUGUUUUGAAUAUCCAGAAUUUUUCCAAUAUUCAUUAGUUUUCCUUUCAAAUGCCAUUAAAAUGUUGAAUGUAAAUGAUUACAAUCUAAUAAUUAAUCAAAUUAUUGAGAUUUUCCAAAAUGAACCAAAAUCUUUAGCACCACUUUAUCUAUUGAAUCUUUCUAUUAGAGAUCAUUUUUUAGAUACAGAAACGAAAGUCAAAAUUGUUCAAAUGCUCGAACAAUAUGAUUUGCAAAAGAUAAAAAGUGAAUCAGAAGAUUUCAAUAUUCUUGAAUUUUGCAACAUAAUUACUAGUAUUUAUAUCUCUAUCUUGAUUGAAACAAAUCAUGAUGAUAAUUUAACAACUGAUUUUGAAAAUAAUUUGAUUAAUUUAUUACUUGUUAAGAGCAGAUUCAUCAUUGAUGAAUUCUCUUCUUAUGAAAGUGAUUUUAAUACUUUCUAUUUUGUUCAAUUUUGUAUUAAUUUCAUGUGCACAAUCUAUAAUUUUAUAAUUUCCAAAAGAAAUCAUUUGGAUACAGUAUGGUAUGAUAUGUUAUGUGAUAUUUUGAUUUUGUUACAAACAAAAUCAUUAUAUGAAUCAUCUUUAUUCAUCAAUCUUACGAUGUUUUCUGAUUAUCUUUCAAAACUCGAAGUUAUUGAUCAUAAUAUCUACAAUGUGAUCUCAGAGUUUUGCAAACAAUAUAUUGGAGAUCCAAAACAAUUCAUUGGAGAUUCGAAACAAUUCAUUUUGAAGAACUUUUAUAAUAUUGAUGAAAUCAAAGCAAAUCUUCCUAUUGAUAAAUUAAUACCACUUGUUUCAUCAUCCGAUGACGUAAUAACUCCUAUUGAUCAACUUCAAAGUAAUUCUACUAUUUUUGAUUUGAUCAUUUAUGCAAUGACUAAUAAUAUUCUUCCAGAUUCUAUUGAUGUUAAUUAUAUUCAUAAUAAGAUAUUUGAAUCAUUAGAACAAAGAAAUUAUAGUAUCAAAUCUAUUCAACACACAACUAAUUUGUUGUUUACAUGCUCAAUGAGAAACAAUGCAAUGUUUAAUGGUUUAAUUCGAGAGUUUUUACAUAUGUUUACUGAACUCAUCCCAGAUUUUGGAUACAACAAAAAUCUUUAUGAAUGUAUUUCUUUGUUAAUUUGUUCAUUGAUUUACAACGAAGGUCCAAAUGAAAACAACAGUGAUUUAAUCGAAUUGUACAGCAAGAUGAAAUUCCUUGGUAUCGAUAUAUCGACAGAAAUCGAUUGUGAACUUUUGUUAGCAAAAUAUAACGAAAAUUUAGAAUCAACUAAAUCAAUUCUCAAAAAGUUUGAUGUUGAAAAAACACAUUUGAACAUGUACAUUUCUAAAAUAUGCACAGAACUUUUGAACUCUCAGAAUUGUGAACAAAUUUAUCCUGAAGUUCUUUCAGUUUUGAUCAAAUAUGUCAACGAAACACCUUCUGUUUUUGGAAAUGAUUAUGAAUUCUAUUUUACUAUGAAUGAUUUGAUUGAAAUAAUCGAUAUUUUAUAUCAAUUCUACAAAUCUCAUCCUGACAUAUUUAUGAACGAUCCAACUGUAAAAUCAGAAUCAAUUAUGCUCACAAACUGGUUCUUCAGAUCUUAUCAAUAA
Trichomonas vaginalis G3 is the source of this 2880-nucleotide messenger RNA. RefSeq lists its product as uncharacterized. The record is from RefSeq and is a predicted model, not a curated record. The transcript has a single exon. Bases 1 to 2880 code for a protein of 959 amino acids. NCBI's taxonomy places the organism in Eukaryota, Parabasalia, Trichomonadida, Trichomonadidae.